GGAUCCAGAGCUGCGGCAGGAGGUGCAGGAAUCAAUGAAUGUGCUGUCUGCUUUACAGGGAUCAACGAGAGAUAAUCUCAUCUGAUCUGUUGUGCUCUAAAGCUGCCUAAAUCUGCUGGGUGGCUGGCUUUCACCUCUAUAGAAAUCCCAACAGCCUGCCUGCUUUUAGAUAUUUGUUUCUUUCACCAGCUUUUUCCUUUUUUCCCCUUUUUUUUCAUCCGUCCGUUCAUAUUAACAAGCUCACCUUAGAUGUAAAACUUUUUUUUAUGUUAUUUGUUUCUACUGUUUGGAACAGAAUCUUAUUAUUUCUGUUAAAUGUCUUGUUUUGCUGGUUAUCAGUGAUAUGUUCAAGUUUGUUUGGACUAUUUAGUGUCAAAAAUGACUCUGUAUAAUAACCCCUAAUCAUAGCCUCAAUGCUUUUUUGCAGAUGAAUGAAUCCAGGCAUUCCCAGAUUAUUCCCAACGCUUCUUUAUCUGAUUUACCCUCACGACAUACUGUUUUAGCCUUUCAUGCACUUAGUUCAGCUGACAUGCUAUUUUUUCCCUUGAAGACCGAUUUCAACAUCCGUAAUAUAGAGCAGUGUGCAGAGCUCUCGGUGUUUGUUUAUGUUUUGCCAGGAAAAUUUGAAAUAGGUGCAGGGAUUUACUAAAACACCUGCAAACAUACAUGGAAAUACAGUAUACAAGACAAAAACUGUCCAUUUUAUAUAUCUUACACAUUACUUUUAACUGACUUUCAACCUUUUGUCCACUCAGCUCUUUAAUUAAAUGAUAACUUUUGGGGGUUUUUUUAUUCCCUCGAUUAGUUGAGUUUAUCCAACCAUAUAACCCCUUUGUACUGGAGAAGUACCCCGCCUACUCUGCCCACCCUGGCUUAGACCCACUGAGUUAAACAACAACAACUUAAAAAUGACUCCAGAAUCAUCUGCUGUUAGUUGAGACAAGUUCAAGGCGUAAAUUAAAAGCUGUUUGUUUUUCUUUUUUUUACCCAAAUGUCUUCUGUGGUUUUCUAACCACGCUCAUCCUGAGAACUUCCUGCCCGAUCCUUUCUGUUGUGUGCAAAAUCCCCUCUGUCAUGUCCACUCGGGGUUAUAAAAAGCACGAACCAGGGCAACCUGAUAGCACUCAGCACUUUUAAUGACAUGUUUAGUCUCAUAACAGCAACCGAGUCUUUCAUUUAGAGUUUAGGCGGAUUAAAUCUCCGGGGGAGUUCGUCUGAAACGUCAUUCUGUGUUUUGGUUUGGGUUGAAUCGUAGCCUCAAAGCUGUAGUGAAAACAAAGGAGUAAAUAACACAAUGAACACCAGCGGGAGUUUUUAUCAUCUUUUAUCUUCAGGCUCCGAAAUGUCCAAGAUGCCAGCUCCCGGUCCCUGAGCUCCCAGAGGACAGGAGAGGUUUUUGAUUUGAAAGCUGGCGUAGGUAGUAAUCUAUGGACCAAUAGGAACCAUAAUUAGUACUUGAGGAACAUUUCUGGGGCACCAGCUCCUCGGUUGGGAUAUGCAGAGUGAGCCACAGAGUGACACCACAUUGUACGCAUGUUACAUAAUGAAGGCCUUAAAAUCAGACUGUCUGUCUGCCUCAUCCUUCCCCUUUAAUUGUCCAUACUGAGGGCACUCCUGUAUCUGGAUAUAAAAGUGCUUUGACUGUUUGACUGUUAAUGUUCUCUUUAUUUUCUAUCAAACUGAACUGCCAGCAUUAAGGCUGUUUUGGUUGAGUUUGCAGUCCUGUUCCUGGUGUUUUGGAGGAGUAGUAGAAGCUGGAUGUUUAACUAGAGUCUGAUUAAUCCUUGGGCUGAUUCGUAGGAAGUAAAUAACCUGCUCUUAGUGCAGAAGGCCCGUCCCCCAGGCCUGCGCGAUCUUUUAAUUCCGUUUGGUGUCACGGCAGCUUUGGAAUUCAGGCAAGGAGCAAGAUCACGGCCUUUGGGCACAAGCAGGAAUCAGCAGGGGUCUUUGUAGACAGGCGGGUUUUUUCUAAUCACGCCGUCUUCCUGCCUCUCUUUCUCCCUCAUCUUUUGUCUUUGCCUCCUUCUGCUCCCCUCCGCCGCUCAUUGUCUCGAGUCCUCGUCAUCUUCUUUGACAUCCUGCGAUUCAGAAUGCGCAGGAAGUUGUCGAGGGAUAUCCGCAUGCAUGCGGGAUACACGCAGACGAGCACGAAAGCGAGACCAUUAAAGGCGCUGAGGGAGCAGAAACGGCGGGUGGUGGUUUGUAGCCUCAUUGCGCUGGCUGCGUGGAAUAAUGGAGCGGGACGUGAGUGACGGGUUAGUAAGUGGAACAAAGUGCACUGCGGAGUUUCUAGUGGCAAUAACAAUGACUCUGAAUUACAGGUUGUUUUGGAGUUCCCUGCUGAGUUUUACGAGCACGGUACAGUGAAAGGUGCAAGGUGGAGACGGGGUGCUUGUUUGUUUCAGUCGCAGCAGAGGUCAAAAGUCAGACUGGAAGCUACGUCACCGGUGGAAGAGCGCGGUAGGGGAAUUGGGCUGCUUCAGCCGUCUGUAUUUUAUUCGUCGGCUGCAGCGUGGGAGGUAGAGCAAGGAGGUCUGCCAAUCAGGAGGUUCGAUCCCUGGCUCUUCUAGUCUUAGUCUGCACGUCGAAGGAUCCUUGGCCAAGAUACUGAACCUGAUGCAUUCAUCAGAGUUAGCUUAAAAGCACUUAGCAAUAGGAAAAAGAAUGGUUGUAUGAGUGGGUGAAUGAGGCUUGUAGUAAGAAAGCGCUUUGAGUGCUCAAACAGAGCAGAAAAGCACUAUAAGAGUACAACUCCAUUUACUCCAUGUGACAAGCUAUGUCAUUGUCAGAUUUUCUUCAUUUCAAAUAAUACAAUAUUAUCAUAAUUCUUUCAGGAUAACAAUAAUAAGUCCAGAGGUCCUGCCCUGAUGGUCACCAUGCCAACACGAAUACCAAAUGUCAGCAUGAAAAUGAAAGCUUUUUUUUUUUACUGCUGACACAAUAACAAAGGUCUCCUCUACACAUAAAUGUCUGGGGCUGAAAAUUCCCUGCUAGUUUGAAGUAAGCUCAUCAAAGCUGGGCUUUCUCGGCAUUAGCUGGCUUGACCCAACCUAAAACCCCGGGUGGAAGAUGACAGUGUUUAUCAACUUUCUCUGUUAAGCCCGACUUUCUGCGUCAUUCUCGGUGAGCGCUCACAUAACAAGGGGCAUUUCACGCAUCAUAUGACUCUUCCUCUACACGAAAGAGUCCCUGUGAGCGCUGCCUGCUCCAGUCAGACACGUUAUCAGAUGAUGAUGGAGAUAAAAUCUUUAAAGAACAUCAACUAUACUAUAACUAUAGCAGUCAAAUGUCACACAGUUUCCAAUAAUACGAGGGGGGGUAAUAAUCUCAGGAUUUAACACUCAGAGCGCUAAAAAUAAGCAUUUAAACUCGAGUUAAUGUAUUUAUUUUAUUGCUAAGUGCGCUCUCGGUGCUGAUGUUUAUUUCUAGUGUGGUGGCUGCUCAUCGAAGCUCUGUGCUUUGAAACAUGAAAGGUUACUGCCCCGAAGCAAAAUAAAGGAGCCGUGGAAAUCUCUUUGAUUUCUCGGCAGAUCAGAGUCAAAUAAAAUGUAUUGAUUGAACAGGUGUAUAGCAGAGACCUGGCAGUAUAAAAACAUUUAUGCACUUUCUGUAUCACCGGCUGAAUGCAUGCACGCUCCGGUGACGAUGUGGUGCACAGUUUGCUGAGCUUAACAAGUUGCACGUAUAAAAUGCGUUCCAGCUCUUAAAACCGAGCUGUAAAUGAAGGAAUCAUUUCCUCCACCUGCUCCUCACCGGGGUCAAGCAUGUGUUGCCACGGCGAAACUGAAAACUCUGUGUUUAAGCUCAACGUAGCUCGCUAACCCAAUAAUCUCGCUCCGUGGUAAACUCCUCUGAUUCGAUUUGCUAACAUCUGCUUCAGUCUCCCAGGUUACUGAUGUACAACAUAUAGACAUGAUGAAGAAGUGGCUCCAGUCUGUUUUUAAAAAUCAUCCUGCCGCGUCAGUAACACCUUAUGUUAGCGUAUUCACAUGAUAACACACCACAAACUCCUGUGUUUUAAUGUCUUUUUUUUUUCCACUGCGAGAAACAAAGAUAUUCCAGGAAAAGUGUCGUGUCAUAACACUUGAGUUCAAACAAGAGACAUUUGGAGGACUUUAACCCCUGACUGUGUUUUGACAUGGUACAACGACCUUUUCCAAGCCACACCUGCUUAAAGAGAUAUGACACACGUUUUCUAAUAUGUCAUAUGGCUGCUGAGUAGGAAGUUUAACACAAAUAAUCAGCAGGUUAGGUGAGCCAUUGCUCUUCUUGGUCCUUAACCUUUAGUCAGGAAGGUGCAGUAUGACAUCACGGUUCAAGUGGACUGUGAGAGGUUUACUGGAACAGGAAAAAAGAUGGCACAUGAUGUAUGCUGACAGCACAACCCAGCCAGCCCGUAUUGAACUGCACUUACUCAGCAAUCCUAGCCCACAUCUGAUUUAGCUGCUGAAACACCUUGAGCACUUUUACAUGCUUCAUACGGCUAAAUUAAAACAAUGACUGAAACUCGGAGAUGUGUCCUUUUAAAGCUGGUUAGACAAAAACAGAGAUGAGUGUUGCUGAGUCAAAAUGAAGACAGAGACAGAGAGGGACUGCUGUAUGUGAGAAAUGCUCAGCGAUGGGCCCACGCCGUACCAGGAAGUGAGGAGACUCUGUGGAAAAUAGCCUGCAUUGUUUUUAGACUGACUGCUGGGCAGCCUGGAGGUUUAAUGCGCACACCCGAUAGUCUAAUGAGUAACAUAUUGAUUAUUGUGGCUGGCCUGGCCCUGGUUGGUCAGCUGUGAUUGAAAGCCUGGCCUGGAUUUUAAAAAUGGAUCCUGUGGGCUCACUGGCUGUCUCCGAGUCUUCUGUUGUGUAAUCCCAGACUGCCUCGUUGAUGUUGGCGGUUGUACUGUCUCUUUUUCAUUGAGGAUGAGUCUUUGUCACUCUGCCUGGAUGUUUUGCGCAGAUUUGCACAGAUUCGCACACACUGGCGACUUUAUACAGUCUAGUUAUUGGCAUCAGGAUGACACUUCUGUGUGUACGGCUGAGUCCACACUUGGUCCCUAAAAUGUGAAUUGAAGUCAGUAAAUAUGCUGUUUAUAUACGCUCACUGGCCACUUUAUUAGGCGCACCUGUGCAACAGCACGUUAAUGAAACUGUAUAAUGAGCCAAUCACGUGGCAGCAACACAAUGCAUUUAGGCAUGCAGACGUGGUCGAGACGACCUGCUGAAAUGCAAACCGAGCAUCAUCCCGGUGAUUUAAGUGAUUUUGAAUGUGGCAUAGUUGUUGGUGCCAGACGGGCUGGGCUUGUCAGUUCUCUGGGUAAAAAUUGACUUGUUGAUGUUGGAGGUGAGAGGAGAAUGACCACACUGCUUUGAGCUGAUAGGAUGGCAACAGUAACUCUCAUAACCACUCGUUACAACAAAGGUAUGAAGAAAAGCAUCUAGGACUUGCUGAUCGAAUUAAUGAAGCUUGUAUUUCAGUACAGAGGCUUAGUUUACGGGAUUAGUAACACCUGCAUUUUACCUGCUAUGUCAUGUUAAAAUGGUAUCUUUAUGGAGGGUCUGUUAUAGACUAUAGACCCAGAAUUUCCUGCGUCAAAAAGGCCUGAAACUUUAAGCUGUUGUGAAGCUCAAAUCCUGCAGGCUGACACAAACACAGAAUAACUGAAGACUCUCAGAGGCACCAGAUGGGGGCAUCAGUUGCCCAGGAUUGAUCUCCUGGUGGACGCUGGGCUCCUUUCCCCCACUUUUCACCUUUUGAAAGUUGCUUUUUUCCAGGCUUCACCAUCACUGUAGUCAGUCAGGAUAAGGCUUUAAGGCAGUGUGUGCAUAUAAAGUAUGGAAAUAUAGGGGCUCUACUGUAUACUGUCAGUAUAGUUGAGUUGUUGAGUUUUCUUUGUACCACAGCCUUUUUGUUCUUUUGGCUACAUUUGAUCUAAGUGUCUGUUGUUGUUCCCACAUCUUCUUCUCUUUCCUGCUUUUUCUGAUUUUCACGGUGAGGAAGAUGAUUUAAUUUUUUUUAAUUUCUUUAUUUUUUUGGAGAUAGGGGAGGGGUAGAUGGUCUUUUGGCUCCUGCUGCAGUUUAGAUCAGGUGAUCAUCUGUUACUCCUACUAGUGAAUGGAGCAGCAGUGGAAGUUGCAAACCCCAACCACCCCCCACCCCGUUUUGUUUCUCUCCCUGUUAGGACCCCCGGCGGUUCCCCGGACCCCAGUUUGAAACCCACCGUGUUUGAGCCAUCCCACUCUGCAGGCUCCAUGCUACUAUUGUCUAACAGGAGAGCGGGCUAUUUGCAAAAUAAAGGUAGCCUCCUGCCUCAGUGUUUGCCCCUACGAGGGCUGAUUCAUGCGAGUGGGGUGAUUGUCUUUUCUUUUGCCCCUUUUAAAGUGAAAUGAGCGCCUAUCGUUAGCGGUAGUCCUCUGGGUUUUUCCUCCCACACAGCUUGAGCUCCUCGCCGGGUCGGAUGCUGAAAGUCCUCGCCGAUAAGAGAUCGCGCAGAGCUCGCGGAGAAAAGCAGACUGGACGCGGAAGGAAGCAAAGGAAGAAUAGAGCAGCAUUUUAAUACCAAAUCGGGACACAUGUUGAGCUAACGGCCCUCGCCACCUCCUCCCCCCUUCUUCUCCUCCCAAAUGCAUUUGUAGGCUCAGUCGCUUUCCCGUUACUGCGCGUUAGGAGAGAGCCAGCAGCUCCGAGGAUCCCCCGCUCGCCGUCUUGGAAGGACGAUCAUGGAUCUGAGCAAAAUCGCUGUCAGCAUCAACAAGGCCAUCAACACACAGGAGGUCGCUGUCAAAGAGAAGCAUGCCAGGACCUGCAUCUUGGGGACCCAUCAUGAGAAAGGUGCCCACACCUUCUGGGCGGCAGUCAACCGGCUUCCUCUCUCCAGCAACGCCGUGCUCUGCUGGAAGUUCUGCCAUGUCUUCCACAAGCUGCUGCGGGACGGGCAUCCGAACGUGAUAAAGGACUCCAUGAGGAACAAGGCUGAUUUAACUGAUAUGAGCAGGAUGUGGGGUCACCUGAGUGAAGGCUACGGGAAGCUGUGCAGCAUCUACCUCAAACUGCUCAUCACCAAAAUGGAGUUUCACAUCAAAAACCCUCGUUUUCCAGGAAACCUUCAGAUGUCAAACCGACAGCUCGACGAGGCGGGAGAGAACGACGUCAACAACUUCUUCCAGCUGACUGUAGAGAUGUUUGACUACCUGGAGUGUGAGCUCAACCUCUUCCUGGGUGUGUUCAGCUCUCUAGACAUGUCUCGGUCGGUCUCUGUGACGGCGGCGGGUCAGUGUCGUCUGGCCCCCCUCAUCCAGGUUAUCCUUGACUGCAGCCACCUGUAUGACUACACCGUCAAGCUGCUGUUUAAGCUGCACUCAUGCCUUCCAGCUGACACUCUCCAGGGCCACAGAGAUCGCUUCCAGGAACAGUUCAAGAAGCUAAAGAGUCUGUUUUAUCGCUCCAGUAACCUGCAGUAUUUUAAAAGGCUGAUUCAAAUCCCACAGUUGCCUGAGAACCCUCCAAACUUCCUGCGUGCAUCUGCUCUGUCGGAGCACAUCAGCCCCGUGGUCGUGAUCCCCGCCGAGUCGUCGUCCCCGGAGUCAGAGCACGUAGUGGAAACGGACGACCUGGUGGACACGGACGUCCCCGUACUGCCGGCUCCUGUGGAGACAAAAUUCGACGACCUGUUUGGCACCUCGGCUGCUAUCGACCCGUUCAACUUCAACAGUCAGAACGGCAUGCGCAAGGAUGACAAAGACCGGCUGAUCGAGCAGCUGACGAGGGAGAUCCAGGCCCUCAAAGAGGAGCUGGAGUCUUUCAGACUGGAGAGCGGUCGGUUGUGCCAGGCUCUGCGGGGGCGAGUCAACGAGCUGGAGGCGGAGCUUGCCGAGCAGAGCCACCUGAGGCUACAGGCUGUGGGAGAGAGCGAGUUCCUGAAGGCCGAACUGGACGACCUGCGGAGGGUCAGGGAGGACACGGAGAAGGAGCAGAGAAGCCUAACGGAGAUUGAGAGAAAAGCUCAGGCCAACGAGCAGCGCUACACCAAGCUGAAGGAGAAGUACACCGAGCUGGUUCAGAGCCACGCAGACCUGCUGAGAAAGAACGCAGAGGUGACCCGGCAGAUGACGGUAGCUCGGGCGGCACAGGAUGAAGUGGAGGCGGUGAGGAAAGAGAUGCAGGAGAAGGUGAAGGCCGCUCAGGAGGCGGCGGACAGACAGGAGCGGGAGCAGCUCGAGCAUCUUCAGGAGCUCCAGAGAGAGCUGGUCUCAAGCCGGGCAGAGCUGGACUCCCUGAAGACCAGCAUGGCCUCUUCGCAGCAGGCUUCGAGCGAGGUGCUCGGCACUCAGCUGGCAGCGUUGGAGUCGGAGAAAGCCGAGCUGGUCCAGUCGUUGUCGAAGGUGGAGGCGCAGCUUGCGGCCCGGGGGGAGGAGCUAGAGCGGGUCCAAAGCUCGCUGGUGACGGAAAGAGAGAGCAGGGUGAAGAGUGCUGAAACCCUGCAGAACCAACUCAAUGAGAAGGAGAGCAGGGAGCAGGCGUUAGAGAGCCAGCUGGCAGCGGCUCGUUGGGCCAGCCUGCAGGGCGCCGUGGAGGAGGCGGAGAAGAUCAUCCAGGACAGUCUGGCUCAGAUAGACGACCCGACGCACAUCAGCUGCACCAGCUCGGCAGACUACCUUGCAUCCAGGUGUCAAGCCUCCUUAGAGUGUAUGGAGAGAUUAAAUUCUACCAGAGUGGCCUUCCUGGCUGACAACACGGGUGUGUCUGAGCUGGUGCGUGCAGUGACCCAGUCUGGCCACCUGGUGGGCGACACCAUAGUUCAGGGUAGUGCCACCUCCCACAUGGUGCCUGUGGAGCAGGCUGACGCCCUGUCAGAGAGUGUGAAGGUGUGCGGGGCUGAAGCUUUGGCUCUGCUGGGACUGAUGAAGCAGCAGGACGGCCUCGCUGCAGCGGACAGCGGCAAGCUGAAGGCAGCUCUGGAGGCCGUCCUGGCCACGGCAGAGAAAUUGCGUCCUCGGGGUUUGGAGCUGCAGCAGGGGGAGCUGGGAGACCUCGUGGAGCAGGAAAUGGCUGCCACUUCUGCCGCUGUGGAAUCAGCCGCUGCCAGGAUAGAGGAAAUGCUCAACAAUUCUCGAGCAGUUGAUACAGGAAUCAAGAUGGAGGUCAACGAGAGGAUCUUGGCCUCCUGCACAGAGCUCAUGCAGGCCAUCAAGGAGCUUAUUUUGUCUUCCAAAGAUCUGCAAAGAGACAUCGUGGAGAGUGGAAGGGGGGCAGCCUCCAUGAAGGAAUUUUAUGCCAAGAACUCACGCUGGACCGAGGGCCUGAUCUCUGCCUCCAAAGCGGUGGGAUGGGGCGCUACAGUCAUGGUGGAUGCUGCUGACCUGGUGGUUCAGGGCAAAGGGAAGUUUGAGGAGCUGAUGGUGUGCUCACAUGAAAUUGCUGCCAGCACAGCACAGCUCGUGGCUGCUUCCAAGGUAAAAGCAGACAAAGACAGCACCAAGCUGCACCGCCUGCAGCAGGCGUCCCGCGGCGUCACACAGGCCACCGCGGCCGUCGUGGCCUCCACUAAGUCUGGGAAGUCCCAGAUUGAAGAGACAGACACUAUGGACUUCUCCAGCAUGACUCUCACCCAGAUCAAGCGACAGGAGAUGGAUGCACAGGUCCUGGUUCUGGAGCUGGAGACCCGUCUGCAGAAGGAGCGAGAGCGUCUCGGCGAGCUGAGGAAGAAGCAUUACGAACUGGCCGGCGUAGCAGAAGGCUGGGGCGAGGAUGAAGAGGGCACAGGCUGAUCCCCGCCACCGGUGUCGUCACCCCACUCCUCCUCAACCCAGAAGACCGGCUUCUGUCUGCCUCUUUCUAUUUAUAGACACACUUUUCAGCCUUUCUUCUCCCUUGUUAUUUUUUUAAUUAUUAUUUGUUUGUCUGUUAUCCAAGCCAAAUGAAAAGGUGCUUCUUUUCUAAACCCGCUUCUCCACCCAUGUCCCGAAGCUUCCAUAAAGGACAGCACCAAGGGCUCAGCAACAGCGGAGGAUGGGUGGGGGUGUUAGUGGUAUCGGAGGGACGAACACGUGCACACGAGGAACGGUGUGAAAGACGACCCACAGCCCGGCUUCGCGGCCUUCCCCCCCCGCUCCUCCUCCUGGACUGUGUUGGGAAAACUCAGCGGCGAGGUCUCUUAUUGUCGUUUCCCUCCUCGCUGCACAAGUUCUACUCGUCAUCCCGGGACGCACCGCACAAAGGCCGAACUCUGAGGAGCAGGACGGAGGGGGGAGAUGAGUCCACCCAGCCCACAUUCGUGUCUCCGUAACAUAGACGGCGUGCUCUCCCAUUUAAAAACAGAUGUUUUUGUCCUGCGCGUGAAACAGCGGGAGCCCGAGACGCUUCUUUUUUUCUCACUGUGAGUUCUCACCUUAUUGAGUCCGCUUCGCUGGACUUUCUGCCUUUCACCUCCUCACCAUUGUAACGACCAUGACUGUUAACUUAAACACCGACCCCUCCCACACACACAGACACACCCCUGAUUUUUGGUCUUUAUUUGAAUAAGCGCUCAAAUAGAACGGUCCAUGUGCAGGAGGGUUGGGUUGCAAAGUAGCGCACACACACACACGGUCCCUGUGAACUACCUCAUGCUACAUCAUUGGAGGUAGCCGUGCAUCAGGGGAAGGUUUAGAUGAGCAGGUUUGCUGAAAACACUAAUAACAUGGGUCUGAUUUUUCAGAUUUUCCUUCUUAUACUGGUUAAACUGGGGAACAGGGUAGCGAGAGGCAGCCCUCUUUAUUAUCAUUAUUUUUUUUAAUAUAGAGCUCGUUCUGAUGUCUUUUUCUCUUCAUCAAAACACAAGUUUUGCUCCUCGGUUCAGUAAAGACAGAGACCCUCCUCUGCUGUCUCGUCACAAGCUUAGCCCAAUAAAUCAGCAGGAGAAGAAAUAUCCAUGAGAACUUUGACCUUUCUUGAAGUCAGACUUAAACGAGGACUCGAGGCCAUUCCCGCUGCACAAACCUUUAGAUCGGCCCGGUUUGAUCACGUGACCCAGCCUCUCGCCACGCACAGCGGGGGACCGACUGCCGUUAUUUUCCCUGAAUUCCUUCUCUGAGUGACAGAGGGAUCACGGGGUCUGGGACGAAAGCAAACUGCAGUGUUUUUUCAAUAGCUUCCUAAAGACCAAGUAGCUGUGGACAUAAACUACAAGCCUCCUGUUGUUGGAAAUAAUAUUUUGCUUGCUUUUAAGGAUUCGGUUUAACUUAAACAAAACAGUUAGUUUCCUAACUUCCUGCUGAACCCGACGAGCUGCCGUUUGGCUCUGGACUCUGAAACCUGAGACGAGCAGGCGUUUAUUUUCAACCCUCAACACGUUACUUACCUUCUUUCUAUUCGAUGACCCGCGGUUGGUGGUGGUGGGGGUUUGUCUCUCUGUGUCUUAACGUACUUUAGUUUUGGACGCUCCGCUUCAGCUGCAUAUCUCUAAAAGGUUGUGACACUGGGUAAUUUAACAGCUGCUGGUCGAAUAGUAUUUGCCAAUAAUAAUAAGAAGUAUUAUCUGCAGUGCUAUUGAGUCCAGGUCUUCUUUUUGUACUAAAUGAUUUUUAGCUGUAGUCUGUCACUUCUUCCACAUCUGGACAACACAUCUGGUAGCUGACUUCAGUAGAAGAAAACCUCCAUAAAAGAAAGGAGCAUUUUCUUUGUAUGGAUUUUUUUUUUCCAAGUGUCUUGAAAGACUGGAUUGCACCUCGAGUGAUAUUUUGGGUUUUAUUUUAUUUUAUUUUGCCCAAAUUACCUUUUUAUUAACCUCUCUCUCCCUCUUUGGCUCUCUCUCUGGUUCAUGUCUGUUUAGUCCUACCAGCUCAGCCAGCCUUUCAAACUGCCUCACACUGUAGUCAGAGAGAAACAGAUACUCACAUAGCAACAUUGAAAUAUGUCUUUGUAUAAUAUACUAAAACUAUGUUGGUGGGUUUGUUUUUAUUUUUUCAGUUUUUAAAAAUAAAUAUUUCAGCUCAUUAAUACAGA
Messenger RNA from Haplochromis burtoni (Burton's mouthbrooder), 11971 nucleotides. It is a transcript of the gene hip1, whose product is annotated as huntingtin interacting protein 1. Gene Ontology annotation, molecular function: clathrin light chain binding; clathrin-cargo adaptor activity; phosphatidylinositol-3,4-bisphosphate binding. The record is from RefSeq and is a predicted model, not a curated record. The transcript is spliced from 32 exons. Lineage: Eukaryota; Metazoa; Chordata; Actinopteri; Cichliformes; Cichlidae. The coding region runs from base 6709 to 9756 and encodes 1015 amino acids. Gene Ontology annotation, cellular component: extrinsic component of postsynaptic membrane; actin cortical patch; clathrin-coated vesicle. Gene Ontology annotation, biological process: endocytosis; actin filament organization; clathrin coat assembly.